Chlamydomonas reinhardtii is the source of this 2816-nucleotide messenger RNA. RefSeq lists its product as uncharacterized. The coding region runs from base 93 to 1244 and encodes 383 amino acids. The record is from RefSeq and is a predicted model, not a curated record. The transcript has 6 exons. NCBI's taxonomy places the organism in Eukaryota, Viridiplantae, Chlorophyta, Chlorophyceae, Chlamydomonadales, Chlamydomonadaceae.
CCUCACAACCAUCCAACAUGGUCGCCCGUGUCUGCAAGCUCCUUAUCAAGGAUCCCGACCAUCCCAACAAAGUCUACCAUCAGUGGGCGACAAUGAUUUCGCCUGGAACUAAGCCUGAAACGUUCAGGGGGGAUCUUCUCCCCGAGACGGACUCCACCGUCAAUUACAAGCUCUCUGUGGACCCCGAGGACCCCGAGGACCCCGUGGAAUAUUAUUCGCUGGAGCAGGUUCUGGCGUUUGCUCUCGAGUACCUGGCCAGCGGCUCUGACGGGCCCGCCUGCCCCCUUCCCUGCGCCUCGUGGGAUGCGGAGAAGCAGAGGCUGACCCUCACCAUUGUGCGCGAGUCCAAGCAGGACCCCAUCAAGAAGCCCAAGAAGAGCAACGCGAAAGAGCCCAUCACUCGCGUGCGAACGCCGGACUCAGCGCUGUUCAUGGAGGCCGUCCGUCGCUUCUACCCCUUCGCCAAGCGCGGCCCUGGCGAAGGCCCCCGCCUGCUCAACACCAGACUGGCCGCCAAUGGCGAGUUGAAAAAGUAUUGGCAAGACAAGAUGGCCGCGGCCUACGCCUGGAGCCUGAAGCGGGGCAUCACGUUGUCGCGCGAAGACUUCCAGGCCGACUGGACAAAGAAGGCAACCGACUUCAACGCCAAGCGCACCACUUACGAGAAGACGACCGCAGCCGCCCGCGCUGUCAAGGACAAGAACCAGCCCAAGAAUGAGCGUGGCUGGUACAAGAACGCAUGGCGCAGCCAGUGGGGCAAGAUGUGGGACGGCUACAAGCGCGACCCUGUGCGCUUCACGGCUGGCGAGAAGCAGACGCUGACGGAAGAGGAGGGACCGCUGGCCAAGGCCUUGAGCGGCCUCUCUUCAAAGACCAAGCGCUCCUCUCUGGGGUCCACAGGCGCCGUCUACGUCGCGGCCGCGCCCCAGCCCAGCCCGCCCAUGCCCCCGCCCAUGCCCCAGUCCAGCCCAGGCGCCAUCGGCAAGCUGGCCGCGGCGGGUGCCGAGCGCAUGAAGGCGCUGGGCGACAAGAAGCGGACGGAUGCGCAGAAGCGCAAGGAUGAAAGGACGGCCGAGGCGCCAGCUAAGAAGCACAAGGGCGAUGAGGCGGUAGCCCCCGCUGCCAAGGCCAAGACCAAUGCCAAGACUGCCGCUGAGGGCAAGGCUGCCAAGGUUCCGGCCGCGAAGGCUGGCAAGGCCGCCAGGGGCAAGGCCGCCAGGGGCAACGCAGCCAGGGGCAAGUAGACUGCCAAUGCUGGUGCUACAUGGAUUGUACAAUGUUCGGACUAGGCCUAGUAUGGCUUAUUCUGGACUUAGCUACCGAGCAUUAGGAUGUUUGGACCCUGUGUAGACCACCUAGCGGUAGUAUGUUUGGACCCUGUGUAGACAUCCACUCCAGCAUGAGCGAGUGGCAUUUGAGGACUGCUGUGCUGCAUGUGCAUGACAGUGAGACUGUGAUGGGCGACAGAGCGCCUUUGACUGUGAUGCACUUACUGUCAGAUCGUAGUUGCGUGGAAAGCGAGUGAGAUGGUCGGUUCAGGUAAUCCUGAAACAUGUGUGCAGCCAGGGUCCGCCGCAGAUGUGGGAUAGAGGCAGUGUAACGUGCUCUGGAAUGAAGAGUUUCAUGUGUUUCUCCGUGGAUUGUACGGUUCCCCCGUGUUUCUGUUUUCGAAUCGCGUCUCAAGACGCAGUGCGUCUCGUGCAUCGCGUGCGUGUGAGACGCGGCGCGUCUAGGGUAUCAGGCUAGCGUCUGGUGUGACGCAUCGCGUUAGCUAAGACGCGCUCUCCAUGCAAUUGUACCGCGUCAUGACUCUGUCGCACUAAAAGCGCAGCACCCGUAAAAAACCGGGAACUAUAAAAACCUUUGCGCUGUAACGCGGGCUGUCACUGAGGCACUGGCCACGAUGCAGCUGUAUGACGACAGACCUGCACCGCUUUGACCUUCCCAGGGUAUGAGCACGGAGCGUGGAGAGGCUGGACGGCCGCCACACCCGACCCUGUAUACCAGCCGCUGUCCUGGGCACUUGCGGGGUGAUCAAGAUGCGCCUGCGGCGAUCACAGCAAUAGUCGGAGAUACCAGAGGUGUGGUCGAGAGAUGAUUCAGUCGUAUGUACACGGAGAACUGGGGAACCUGUAAAGGAAAGGGAUAGGGAGAGAGAGAAGGGAGAGAGACUUGGCGGCCGGCAGGCCGGACCUGCACGAGAGAAAGAGGGGAUAGAAGCCGUAGCCUCAGGCGGAGCCUGGGCGUAGUUGUUAGGGCGUGUAGAACGCCAGAGGUAUUUGGAUAAGAGAGAGGAGCGAGACUACCCUAUAAGGCUGAGUACCCGCUGGAGUCGUACGCGCUGCUGAUGCGCAACCCGGCUGAGCUGAGCAAGCUAAGCUCCCAGGCAGGCAAGUCUGUACAACAGGUAUGUGCGUUUACAAGCAAGCAAUCCUAUGCGAGUGCUACAGACUGCAGGCACAGGCAGGCAAGUCGGUACAACAGAUGCGAGCUGCUGGCACCCAAGGCUGGUGGAUACGGUAUGCAGACCAGAUGGCUGGCAGAAGAAAGCAGGAGCCGGGUGCGGUAGUCAGUCGCAAUCUCGAAGGGAGACCGGUGGAGGGAGAAGGGAGGCAGAGGCUGGAUCACAGUAGGAUGUUGCAAUCUCGAAGGGAAACCGGAGAAGGGAGAAGGGAGGCAGAGGCUGGAUCACGGUAGGAAGUCGCAAUCUCGAAGGGAAACCGGAGAAGGGAGAAGGGAGACUGUAGGCGCCGGGGUGACGGGGGAAGCCUGACACACUAGAGGCCGCGCACUAUGGCGAAGGGCUUAGGUCCAGU